Messenger RNA from Lotus japonicus, 1276 nucleotides. Its product is annotated as 14-3-3-like protein B. NCBI's taxonomy places the organism in Eukaryota, Viridiplantae, Streptophyta, Magnoliopsida, Fabales, Fabaceae. The coding region runs from base 140 to 925 and encodes 261 amino acids. Gene Ontology annotation, biological process: signal transduction. The record is from RefSeq and is a predicted model, not a curated record. Gene Ontology annotation, cellular component: cytoplasm. The transcript has 7 exons.
UGACAUUUCACUCCCCCACUCUUUCUCUACAGAACCUCGACCAAGAAGAAGUAACAGACACAGAGAGAGAGAGAGAGAGAGAGAGAAAUUCAGAUUCUGCAAUUCGAAACCCUAAUUUUGAAGAAAUCGAUCGGUGGUCAUGGCUUCUUCCAAGGAUCGCGAGACCUUCGUCUACGUCGCCAAGCUUGCAGAGCAGGCUGAGCGAUACGAAGAGAUGGUGGAUUCGAUGAAGAAGGUUGCGAAUUUGGAUGUUGAACUGACUGUUGAAGAGAGGAAUUUGCUUUCUGUGGGUUAUAAGAAUGUGAUUGGUGCUCGCAGAGCGUCGUGGAGGAUUCUGUCUUCCAUUGAGCAGAAGGAAGAGACUAAAGGAAAUGAUGUAAAUGCGAAGCGGAUUAAGGAGUACAGGCAGAAGGUUGAGUCAGAGCUUGCGGACAUCUGUAAUGAUGUUAUGAGGGUGAUUGAUGAACACCUUAUACCUUCAGCUACUGCUGGUGAAUCGACUGUGUUUUACUAUAAGAUGAAAGGAGACUAUUAUCGUUAUCUUGCAGAAUUUAAGUCAGGCAAUGAGAAGAAGGAGGCUGCUGAUCAGUCAAUGAAAGCAUAUGAGUCUGCUACCACUGCAGCAGAGGCUGAAUUACCCCCCACUCAUCCCAUCCGUCUGGGCCUGGCUCUAAAUUUCUCAGUUUUCUAUUAUGAGAUCCUGAAUUCACCUGAAAGAGCCUGUCAUCUUGCAAAGCAAGCUUUUGAUGAAGCUAUUUCAGAGCUUGAUACCUUGAAUGAAGAGUCAUACAAAGAUAGCACCUUGAUCAUGCAACUUCUCAGGGACAACCUUACUCUAUGGACUUCUGACAUUCCAGAAGAGGGAGAAGAUUCCCUGAAAGCGAAUGGCACUGCCAAGGUUGGCGGAGGAGAGGAUGCGGAGUGAGGUUGAUGACUGAUGGCAACUCUCUUAAGAUUUGAUGCUUGUGUUUGAGAAUGAAACAUGAGGGUUAAUUACUCAUUUGUGUACUAGCUAGAGAUAGAGUUUCAUUGUUUCUUUUUUUCUUUUUGUUUCAUGUUGAUUGGGGUCAUACUUCCCGAUAGGGGAAAAAGAAAAACUCCUUCAUUUGUGUUAUAUUAUGGUGAUGUUUUUAUUGUGUGGUGUCUAAAAAUGACAUGUUGUCUAAGUUUUUCCUCCCCAUGGGGAUUGAUUUGAUGAGGAUUGCUCAUGAUGUAUUCCUAUUCCAAUGAAAUGCUGCAACUUAUAUGCAAUUGGAGAUUGUUAUUUGCGUAAUAA